Penicillium longicatenatum is the source of this 486-nucleotide messenger RNA. RefSeq lists its product as uncharacterized. The transcript is spliced from 2 exons. The record is from RefSeq and is a predicted model, not a curated record. NCBI's taxonomy places the organism in Eukaryota, Fungi, Ascomycota, Eurotiomycetes, Eurotiales, Aspergillaceae. Bases 1 to 486 code for a protein of 161 amino acids.
AUGGUCUUCCUACGCUUAGAAGUCCGGGUGUACCCGCGGGAGCAAAUUCCCCCAGAAUCGGGGUUCCUGCGCUCAAUGUUGUCUACUAAGAAGCCAGAGUCCGAGGAGACAAACAUGAUAAAGAGCUUCGCAGGGCUUUUGUUGACAUUAGAGAAGCCGGAGGAACUAUCGUUGGCUGAUCUUACCUACUUGAUUAAACGAAAAUGGAAAGAGCUUCGUCCAAAUUCUGAGCCUCUUGUAAUCAAAAAACUACUCGAUGACACAAUGCCAAUGGUGGACCUCGAUGCUGGGAUGUCCGUUGAGGAGGUUUUUGUGAACCGCGGAAAAGCCCGCGCGGAUGGUCACGACCAACGCGGUAUUGUCCGUGUUAUUCAAAAACCUCAUGACCGCCCUGAUGCUCCUGCUCAGCGGUUCCCUUCGGUCGAUUUGGACUUCGAGGCGGCCAGUGAAGCGUUCACUCGGAAACGAAAGCUUCAAACCCCCUGA